Cyprinus carpio (common carp) is the source of this 4683-nucleotide messenger RNA. Its product is annotated as fibrinogen C domain-containing protein 1. The record is from RefSeq and is a predicted model, not a curated record. NCBI's taxonomy places the organism in Eukaryota, Metazoa, Chordata, Actinopteri, Cypriniformes, Cyprinidae.
UGCCGACGGUGUCUGGAAACGAAACUGAGCGCGCACCGGGAGCGCGCUUAACGAACAGCUUCUGGAGGAUAGCGAGGAGCUUGGCUCGCGAGUAGGAACCCCCUUACUCUGCCCUGCCGCGCUAGUCUUGUCAAAACGAGACAUCCAUCGCCCUCUGUCCGGUAAACUAGGACACACUGGGAAACGGAUUGAAUUCUCUCAUUAAAUCACAGCACCGCCACAAUCUGUCCAUCCAGCUAACGGCUUAGGAAUACAAAGUUGUAUCACUUUUAAACGACUCUUCGGGACUGAACGCCCGUUAUUAGUUUUUGGACAGAAACAUCAGAAUAUUUUUUUGUGUUUUGAGUUGCGUUGGCUUGGAUAUACACGCGUGCGUCGACUUGAUUCGCACCAUUUUUUCCUCUGUUAAUUAGUGUGGAAUACCUGAGGACUUUAUUCAACGCUCCAGAAGGAAAGAAAAUACUUUGAAGAACUGUUUAUGGAAAUUUGAGGAGUUUUAUUUAUUUAUUAUUAUUUCCCUUAUCAAAGUAGGCUACGUAUGAUAUUACGAUCACGAUGUGUGUGGUGCGAGAGUCUUCGCCGCCCCUUUUAGACCAGAAUUAGUCAGUGUGGUCCCGGAGUAGAGGCUAGAUCAGUGUCGUCUCGAUCUCACGCACUCUCCUCACUCCCCUUUUCUUCUUUUCCCCCAAAGGUUAUUUGUCUAUUUCCAUGGAAUAACUUAUCAGGAAAACGACUGAACGACCAAGUGUCUUGUUUUCCCGCCUGUAACUGACAGGCGGUUUAAGGUUUGUUCUUCUCCGGAGAAUGCUCAAUGAUCGAUGGGGAAUCAUGAACAGCUCACCGGAACUCGAAGACGGACAGCGGGGCAAAAAUCAGAGGAUGAGUUGUAGCUAUCUGCUAUGUACCAUCCUUCUCUUCGUGGCCGUUCUGCUCGCAGUCACAGUGACGGGAACCAUUCUUCUUAUGAACCACUACCAGGCUCCCCCCAUGUCGGACGGCCCGCCUCAUAUUAGCACCAAUCAGGAUGAAGCCAAUGCAUUGGUGACAGUUGAGAGGGGUGAUGGAUCACGCAUCAAUAUCUUCAUCGACCCCAACUGCCCUGAUUAUAACAGUAAUUUCCUGCGGCUGGAAGGCGUGCAGACAUCUUUGCUGCAUUCACUCACUGACCACGAUACGGAUCUCAAGUCCGUCAAAGGUCAGGAUCGAGCGCUACUGGUAAACUUGGCAGAGGAAGUUGCUAAGCUGUCUGCCCAUGCGGGACAGCUGAAGAUGGACUAUGAGUCUCUCAGAAGAGGACAAAGCAACCUGGGACAGGACCUGAAUACACUGCAGACUGAACAGAGCAGACUUAUACAGCUGCUGUCCGAGAGCCAGAUUAACAUGGUGAAGGUUGUCAACUCUGUGAGCGAUGCUCUAAACGCCAUGCAGAAGGAAACUGGAGGUCUAAAGGCCAGAGUGAAGGCUGACCUGCAGAGGGCACCAGUCAGAGGAGUUCGCCUUAAAGGCUGUGCUAAUGGCUCCCGUCCACGGGACUGUAGUGAUAUAUAUGCUAGCGGUCAGAGAGAAGACGGCAUCUACUCUGUUUUUCCCACUCAUUAUCCCGCUGGCUUUCAGGUCUACUGUGAUAUGAGCACGGACGGAGGUGGCUGGACGGUAAUCCAGCGGAGGGAGGAUGGGUCUGUGAACUUCUUCAGGGAGUGGGACUCCUACAGGGAAGGAUUUGGCAAAAUCACCGGAGAGUACUGGCUUGGGUUGAAACAAAUCCAUGCCCUCUCUAUCCAAGGAAACUACGAACUGCGCAUAGAUCUUGAAGAUUUCGAGAACAGCACAGCUUUUGCACAGUAUGGUGUGUUUGGAGUUGGACUGUUCUCUGUUGAUCCUGAGGAUGACGGUUACCCCCUCACCAUCGCUGAUUACACCGGAACUGCAGGAGAUUCAUUGCUUAAGCACAAUGGAAUGAAGUUCACCACAAAAGACAGAGACAACGAUCACUCGGAGAACAACUGUGCUUCGUUCUACCACGGCGCCUGGUGGUACCGCAACUGCCACACAUCCAACCUGAACGGCCAGUACCUGCGCGGACAGCACACCUCUUACGCCGACGGGAUUGAAUGGUCGUCCUGGACCGGGUGGCAGUACUCACUAAAAUUCACAGAAAUGAAAAUUCGGCCAACGCGCGAAGAGCGAGAAAGCAAGUAACCACACAAAAAGUCAAAUUUAAAUGUAGGGAAAUAAAAAAAAGACUUUAGUAUGGGACUUAUGGUGUGGAAAACAACAAGGACAGUGGUUGUUGCUAAUCUGAAAAAGAGCUUUUUGUUGUCCUGUUUAUUCAUUUGGCAGAAAAGUCGCACUGUUGUGUGGCCGUGCUGUAAGUCCUGCCCUCCAUAUGACAAUCUCUUUAUCAUCAGGCCUUGAAGUUUCUUUACACCCCAGCUGUCAGAUCUCAGCUCACCCCUGCACUGACUCAAUACCGUGAGUCACACUUCAGUUCUGAGAAAAAAUGACACUGAAUCAAGGAUCCUAUUAUCUUGCCACUGGUUAGGAAAUGAAUUAAUGGAGGACUAUGUACGACAAUGAAAUGUUGGAAUGGUUCCUUCUGUCAGCAAAGCUCGUUUCCGUUCUCCCUCUUUUUGUUUAACACGCAAUUAAUACGCUAAAUACACAUGCCGAGGCCAAAUCUCCACAAAGUCUUCAUAUCUGAAAAAGAAGGCUAGUACAAAAGAAGAAAGUGUGGAAGAUGGGAGGGAAAUGAGAGAGAGAGAGGCGGUCUAGGAGGAGAGCAGUGCAAAGGUUUCUGUGGGAGUGUGUCUCUCAUCUGUCUGACAGGUUAUUAGUGAGCAUAUUGGCCACUUUGUCUGAUCGCCAUUGCCAAAUGAUCAUAAGCCAGGCUCUUCAUCUCGCACAUACGCAGAUGGAGGCUGUUUAUGUGUGUGAGCCAGAUAAAAGGAAAAUGUGAUAUUGUCUCGUUUCCUUUUCGAGCGUGUUUCUGUCUCAGCACAAGUUUGAGUGUUCUCGAGGAAUCUCUUUAUCGGCCUGACAAGCUCGCUCGAGUGUGUUUACUUAGCACUCAUACACACGUAAUUUGUUCACGCAUGCCUUUGGACGCCGUGUCACAAUGCUAAUUUAAACGAGCCGCCCUGUCCUCUUUUAUGUGUGAACGGUAACGUGUAUAUCAGCUCAUUCACUGCCGUCUCUCUCUCCAGCUCACCUUCCAAAGGUCAGACAUCUCGAAUGUGAAUAUAGUGUUUCUUUCCCCUCAUGCUCGAACAGCUCCCUUCAUCUCUCGCCCUUUCUUUUUUCCCUCAUGGUCUUCUCCUCAUUUGUUCUCCCUCCACUCUCCCUUCACUCUUUGGGUUUGUUUUCUUUGGUCCCCUGUGGAAGUGGAAAAGGUCAACAUGUCAUUUAGUACAAUUACGCUGCCCAUUGUUCUCUUCUUUGCUCUUUUCUGACUUUUUCCUUUUCUCUCACUUCUGUUCUUCCCGAUUCUGUUUUGUAAUUCAUCCCUCUCUCAACCUAAUUGUGUUUAAAUCCCCAUCAUCAUCAUGAUGACAAUUUAUUUGUACUUUGCUUAAAUUAUGUAAUUUUGAAUUUAAAAUUAAGAGAUUUACAUAUUUAAUAUUAUUAACGCACUAACAAAACUUUUGUUCCCACCCUUGUUUGUUUGUUUGUUUUUAUGUAUAAAGACGAGCAGUUUUCAUACUGACUUGUGAAUGAACUUGUGCAAGUGUAAACACUGAUUCAUUCAUCUUGGAUUUUGCAGUUUUGAGUUUUACUUUAUAAAUGUAACAAGAGCUUUAAGAUAUGUGUAGAUUUCAUGUACAGUGUGUAUGUUUUAGAGACUUUUAGCGCAUGUGAAAUGUUUUCUUAUGGGAAAUUGACAAAAGCACACAAACAAAGCUUUAGAAAAGAUCCCUCGAUGUGUCCUGAUAAUGCCUGCAGUCAUGUGACUGGGAUGGAAUGGACUCUUGUUUUAAAUUCUGGUCUGUCAGGAGGGGAGUUGAAAUCCAUCAAGCGUACACCAACAAAUAAUGAGCACAUUAUUUGAGAAAAUAUGUGGAGACGACUGUAAAAGCAGCAUUACAGGAUGUUGUCAAGAUUCUUAAAUGGACACAAGUGAGUGCUCAUCCUUGUCUCUGGAGUCGCAUCUAAGUAUGCACCACUUUAACUACAAAGUUGCCUCUGUCAGUUUGUCUCUUUGUUGUGUAUUUUCUAUUGUACUUUUUUUUCUUGUUCUCUCAGCUCUGAUUUUUCCCCCUCCUCUCAUUCUGUGGAAUUACAUCACAAUCGGUCCCUUUUCUCUGUCACCAUUUGCUUCAAAGUUAACCAUGCUGCCUGUUCAGCUGUCAAUAACAUUUCUCUAGUGCGUUGCCAUGGUAAUGAUCCCCUGAACAAAAGCUAACAGGCUGAAAAAAGAAUGAAGGAAAGAGAUGUUAAAUGAUGUAACUAUGUCAAGAAAGGACGAAAAAGAGUGCACAUUAUAAAUGGGACAAAUACAAUUUGAAAUCAUUUGUAAUUAAGGGUCUCUGUGAGAAUGAGUGUGUGGAAAUGUGUGUGCGUGUGACUGAAUGAAACAGAAAAUAUACUUGUAAAGAAAAAAGUAAAUUGUUAUUUCUGUGUAUGACAUUGGCUCUUCAUAUUGUGUGCAUAUAAAAAAAAUCAAUAAAUAACAUAUAAAUAAAUUGA